AUGAUAGAUAAAACUUAUUUAAAUCAUUUUCCUGAUUCAAAUGGUUUUUUUGGUAAAUAUGGUGGAAAAUAUUUACCAGAAACAAUUAAUAAAGCAAUGAUGGAAAUUGAACAAGCAUAUAAUAAAAUAAGUAAAAAUGAAAAUUUUAUUAAUGAAUUAAAAAAAAUAAGAAAAGAAUUUCAAGGAAGACCAACACCAAUAUAUUAUGCAAAAAAUUUAACAGAAAAAUAUGGUGGAGCAGAAAUAUAUUUAAAAAGAGAAGAUUUAAAUCACACUGGUGCACAUAAAUUAAAUCAUUGUAUGGGAGAAGCAUUAUUAGCAAAAUAUAUGGGUAAACAAAAAUUAAUAGCUGAAACUGGAGCAGGACAACAUGGUGUAGCAUUAGCAACAGCAGCAGCAUAUUUUGGUUUAAAAUGUGAAAUACAUAUGGGUGAAGUAGAUGUAAAAAAAGAAUAUCAAAAUGUAGUUAGAAUGAAAAUAUUAGGUGCUAAAGUUAUAUGUGUAGAAUUUGGUGCUAAAACAUUAAAAGAAGCAGUAGAUUCAGCAUUUGAAUCAUAUAUGAAAGAUUUAGAUAAUUCAUUUUAUGCAAUAGGUUCAGUAGUAGGCCCACAUCCAUUUCCAAAAAUGGUACGUGAUUUUCAAUCAAUAAUAGGCAUAGAAUCAAGAGAACAAUUUAUGGAAAUGAAUGGUGUAUUACCAGAUAUAGUUAUAGCAUGUGUAGGUGGUGGUAGUAAUGCAAUGGGUAUAUUUAGUGGUUUUAUAUCAGAUAAACAAGUGGAAUUAGUUUGUGUGGAACCAUUAGGUAAAGGAAAUAAAAUAGGUGAACAUGCAGCAAGUAUAAGUUAUGGUAGCGAAGGAAUAAUGCAUGGAUUUAAUUCAAUAAUGUUAAAAGAUGAAAAAGGAAAUCCAGCACCAGUAUAUAGUAUAGCAAGUGGUUUAGAUUAUCCAAGUGUAGGACCAGAAAUUGCAUAUUUAAAUAGUAUAGGUCGUACAAAAACAGUAUGUAUAACAGAUAAAGAAGCAAUUAAUGGAUUUUUUGAAUUAAGUAGAAUGGAAGGUAUAAUACCAGCAAUAGAAUCAAGUCAUGCAAUAGCUUAUGUAUUAAAAAUAGCAAAAGAUAUCAAGGGUAAAAAAAUAUUAAUAAAUUUAAGUGGUAGGGGAGAUAAAGAUUUAGAUUUUGUUGUAGAAAAUUAUGGUUAUGGUGAUAAUUAG
Messenger RNA from Cryptosporidium ubiquitum, 1212 nucleotides. Its product is annotated as tryptophan synthase. Bases 1 to 1212 code for a protein of 403 amino acids. The record is from RefSeq and is a predicted model, not a curated record. Gene Ontology annotation, cellular component: cytoplasm. NCBI's taxonomy places the organism in Eukaryota, Apicomplexa, Conoidasida, Eucoccidiorida, Cryptosporidiidae. Gene Ontology annotation, biological process: L-tryptophan biosynthetic process. Gene Ontology annotation, molecular function: tryptophan synthase activity. The transcript has a single exon.